This is a messenger RNA of Closterium sp. Naga37s-1, 1467 nucleotides long. The record is from the annotation of a GenBank genome assembly. Lineage: Eukaryota; Viridiplantae; Streptophyta; Zygnematophyceae; Desmidiales; Closteriaceae.
AUGAACCAAUCAGACGCGUCGCAAGGGCCGCCAGACGGCGUGCAAAUCGUCAGUGAGGGCACGCUGACGUACGACGGCCGCUACAGACGCUACAGCAUCUCCGGAAUCAACUUCGAGGUCCCCGUGCGCUACGUCCCGCUCUUCCCCCUUGGCCGAGGAGCCUAUGGUGUUGUUUGCUCUGCACGAGACGAGACGACCGGGGAGGAGGUGGCGAUCAAGAAGAUCGGCAACGCGUUUAACGACCGCACAGAUGCCAAGCGGACUCUCCGCGAGAUUCUAAUCCUCCGCAACAUGAACCACCCCAAUGUGAUCGCCAUCAAGGACGUCAUCCGCCCUCCUCACCCUCAGAGCUUCCAGGACGUGUAUAUCGUGUACGAGCUCAUGCCUGAGGACCUGCACGGGGUCAUUCGGUCCGGGCAGGACAUGGAUGAACGGCACUACACGGUGUGUGUGUGGGAGGCAGUUCAAGGUUUGUGUGUGGCAGUGCAAGGUGUCUGUGUGGCAGUGCAACGUGUGUGUGUGGCAGUGUGUGCCUCCUUCCCCUCCUCUCCCCAGCUCAUCCUCUUCCAGCUGCUUCGAGGCACUAAGUACAUCCACUCCGCCAACAUCCCUCUUCUCCUUCCCCUGCUUUGCUCAUGUAUGGCUCUUCACCCUGUCUCUCCCCUGGCUCCCCCCUCCCCUGUCUCCCCCCAGCUCAUCCUGUUCCCGCUGCUCAGAGGCGCCAAUAACAUCCACUCAGCCAACAUCCCUCCUUCCCUUACACUUCCGCAUCCUCGCAUCCUUUUCCAGUUACUGAAGGGAGUCAAGUACAUCCACUCAGCCAACAUCCUGCACCGUGACUUAAAGCCCCCCAACAUUCUCAUUGACGGGCGCUGCAACAUCAAGAUCACCGAUUUCGGCCUCGCGCGAACCCGUGUGGAAACCACCGACCACCUGACGAAAUAUGUGGUUACCAGAUACUACCGCGCUCCUGAGCUGCUGGUGAACAACCAGCAGUACAGCAUGUCCAUUGAUGUGUGGUCGGUUGCGCUCAUUUAUUUGGAGCUCGUGCUGGGGCACAUUGUGCUGAAAGGGGAUAACUACGUGGACCAGCUCCGCAAGACUUGUGAGCUCAUCGGAUCCCCCUCUGCCGAAGACGCCUCCUUCGUAGUCAACGAGGCCGCUCGUACCUUCCUGCUCUCAGAGCUGCAGGGCUUUCCGGCCAGGAGCAUCAGGGACGUGUUCCCCAAGCUGUCAAAACCCGCGGCUGACUUGGUUCAGCGCAUGCUCGUGUUCGACCCGAGAAAGAGAAUCACAGUGGACGAGGCAUUGGCCCACCCGUACCUGGCGCACUACCACAAGGCCAACCAGGACCCGCCGCACCCAAACCCCUUCCAGUACGACCUGAGCUUCGAGCAGGAGGAGUAUGACAUCCCCCGCAUCCGCCAGCUCAUCUUCGAGCAGGCCUGCGCCUUCAACCCCCAAUAA